This is a messenger RNA of Hydra vulgaris (swiftwater hydra), 2831 nucleotides long. Its product is annotated as DNA helicase MCM8. The record is from RefSeq and is a predicted model, not a curated record. Gene Ontology annotation, molecular function: ATP binding; single-stranded DNA helicase activity; ATP hydrolysis activity. Gene Ontology annotation, cellular component: nucleus; MCM complex. NCBI's taxonomy places the organism in Eukaryota, Metazoa, Cnidaria, Hydrozoa, Anthoathecata, Hydridae.
AAAAUGUAUUUCUAAAUUUUUUUUUAUAAUUGUAAGUUUUUUAACUUUAUGGUUAAUUAAAUAACUUAUAAAAAGUAUAUAGUUUAUUAGAAUUUGAUUGCUGAUAUUUUGAAAUCUGAAUGGAAUCAUGUGAUUGGUUGUCUUUGAAAAAAGUUAUGGUUUGAUUGCUUGUUUGGUUGAAAUGAACAGUCCAUAUGUGCGUGGUGGAUUUAAAGGUAACAGAGGAAAGAGCUAUGGAUGGAGACAAAAAAAAAGUGGAUAUUUAUCUAAAAAUAUCAAAGGAGUUUUAGAUUCUUUACAGAGUUCAUCUCAGAGAUCACAACCAAUUAACUUUAAUCAUAAUAUAGGAUGUCCAUAUGCAAAGUGGGAACUUUAUUUCAAAAAUGAAUCAUACAAUCCUGAAUCUGAGCUAGCUGACAAAGUGUUUGUUUUAUAUCAAUAUUUUGAAACAUGUGCGUCUGAAUUUCAGGAUGAAAUUGAAGAAAAACAAGAAGUUCAUCUAGAUUAUCAAACCCUGUUAAACAAUCCAAUGCUUUUGGAAAAGUUUCCUUCAUUGAAAAAAGAUAUUUAUGAAGAUCCAGAAAAUAUUUUAGCAAGCAUUGGAGUGACAUUGCAUCAGGUGCUUUUAGAUGAGCAGAUAAAAGCUGAUAAGCAAACUUCACAUGUUUUUCCACAUGUCCCAUUUAUUAAUGUACGCUUAGUAAACUUUGAACCUGUUACAGCCUUUAAACAUCUUAAAGCAAAUUCAUAUGGUAAAUUAGUAUCUGUGCGUGGAACUGUUGUUAGAGUUAGCAAUGUAAAACCAAUUGUAACUAAGAUGGAAUUUUCAUGCAAUAGUUGCACUGAAAACCAGGUUAUCUGUCUGGCUGAAGGCAAAUAUGCUGUUCCAACAAAGUGUAUAAAUGAAGUGUGCAGAGGAAAAUCUUUUUCACCACUGCGAAGCUCUCCUUCUACUGAAACAAUUGAUUGGCAGAAUAUUAAAAUUCAGGAAAUGAUUUCAGAUGAACAUAGAGAAGCUGGUCGUAUUCCAAGAACUGUUGAAUGUGAAUUAACUUCUGGACUUGUUGAUAGUUGUGUACCUGGAGAUGUUAUCACAUGUACUGGAAUUGUUAAAGUAACUUCAGAGGAAAAUAAUAUGGGAAAAACUAUUGAUACUUCAAUAUAUAUAUUAUAUAUUCAUGCUAUUUCUAUAACAAACAACAAAGACUCACAAAAUAAUGUUAUUGAAGAUGGUUCUUCAGAAUUCACAUUAAAGGAAUUGUAUGCUAUUCGUGAAAUCCAAGAAGAGCAAAAGUUGUUUCGAUUGAUUGUUGGUUCAUUAUGUCCAACUAUAUAUGGUCUACUGCUUGUUAAAGCAGGUUUGGCACUAGCAUUAUUUGGUGGUUCUCAAAAAUACGUAGACAGUAAGAAUUUAAUUCCUGUGCGCAGUGAUAUUCAUGUGUUAAUAGUUGGAGAUCCUGGUUUAGGCAAGAGUCAAAUUUUGCAAGCAGUUGCUAAUAUUGCACCACGCAGUGUAUAUGUAUGUGGCAGUACAACAACUACUACAGGUCUUACAGUGACACUUUCAAAGGAAAGUGGAACUGGUAAUUAUUCAUUAGAAGCAGGUGCUCUUGUCUUGGCGGAUAAAGGUUGCUGUUGCAUUGAUGAGUUUGAUAAAAUGGGUAGUCAACAUCAAGCAUUACUUGAAGCAAUGGAGCAGCAGAGCAUAAGCAUUGCAAAAGCUGGUAUUUUGUGCAGCUUACCUGCAAGAACUUCUAUUCUUGCUGCUGCAAAUCCAGUUGGUGGACACUAUAAUCGUGGAAAAACAGUUUCUGAAAACUUAAAGAUGGGUAGUGCUCUCCUUUCAAGAUUCGAUUUAGUAUUUGUUUUGCUUGAUCAACCAGAUGAAGAACUUGAUGGAAUAUUGUCAGAGCAUGUUGUUUCAUUGCAUUCUAAUCUUGAUAACAUUCCAUCAGUAACUGUUGAACGCAACAAGGAUGUUGAUGGUCUGCUUGACCAGUGGAAUGAAGAUAAGCCUUUAAUUGAGCGACUUAAAAUUGAUAAAAAUGAGUCUUUUGAUGCUUUACCUCCUCAGCUGUUACGAAAAUAUAUUCAGUACGCCCGGAAAUACGUCCAUCCUGAAUUAUCUCAGGAUGCAGUAAAAGUGUUGCAGGAUUUCUACUUAAAUCUUCGUAAUGCAAGACAAGAUUCUAAUAGCAUGCCAAUUACCACACGUCAGCUAGAAGCUCUUAUAAGGCUAACUGAGGCGAGAGCAAGGCUAGAAUUGCGUGAGAAUGCAACUGCCCAGGAUGCUCGUGAUGUUAUUGAAAUCAUGAAAAGCAGCUUGAUUGAUACGUUAACUAAUGAACAUGGCAGCUUAGAUUAUAGCAGAUCUCAAAACGGUUCUGGAAUGAGCAAGCGCUAUCAGGCCAAAAAGUUUAUAUCAGAGUUAAACGAAAUAUCCGAAAGAAACAACAGCUCAUUGUUUCAUUUUGAUCAGAUGCUGAAAAUUGCCAAACAACUGAAGCUUGACACAGAUAAUUUUGGUGAUUUCAUUUCCAGCUUAAAUAUACAAAACUUUUUGCUUAUGAAAGGUCCAAAGUUGUACCAGUUGCAAACGUCCAGUUGUUUGUGAUUUACCGUUUCAAACUUCUAAUUUUUUAAUUUAAUAAUCAUAAACAUCAAGCAGUUUUUGAAUACCCAUUUAAAAAAUGUAUACGCGAAAUAGCAGUUUAAAGUAUUUUGGUUUUUUGAAAUAACUAAUCACAGUCAUCAAUAAGGAUUUUGGAAAACGUUGAAAAAGUUAUCAUUUGUAAAUAUUUACCUAUGUAAAAAUAUUUACUAACGUUUUA